AUGUCUUCCGCCCAGCAGCGUCUUUCUCAAGUGUCCUCCCACUUCGGCUCUGGCAGCCAGAAGGGAGCCGCGGCCCUGACCCAGAAGAACCCUGACGAUAUCGUUGUGACUUGCGCUCUGCGCACUGCUCUGACCAAGGGUGGUAAGGGUGGCUUCAAGGACACUGCCGCUGCUGAUCUGCUUGCUGGUGUCUUCAAGGCCGUCAUCAACAAGAGCGGUAUCGACCCCAAGUAUGUCGAGGAUGUCGCCGUUGGCUCAGUCCUGCCUCCCGGAGGCGGUGCUACUGAGUUCCGUGCCGCUGCCCUUGUUGCUGGCUUCCCAGAGACCACUGCCGUCAAGUCCCUGAACCGUCAGUGCUCGUCUGGUCUGCAGGCCAUUGUUGACAUUGCCAACGCCAUCAAGUCCGGCAUGAUCGAGGUCGGUAUUGGUGCUGGUGUUGAGAGCAUGUCCUCUCAGUAUGGUCCCGGUGCCGUCACUGAGUUCUCCGAGCUGCUCGAGAGCCACCCCGAGUCCGCCAACUGCAAGGUCCCCAUGGGUGUCCUGUCCGAGAACAUGGCCAAGGACCGUGGUAUCUCCCGCACAGCCCAGGACGCCUUCGCUGCCUCCUCCUACCAGAAGGCCGUCAAGGCUCAAGAGGGGGGUCUUUUCAACGAGGAGAUCGCCCCUCUGGAGGUUAAGUGGACCGAUCCCAAGACUGGCGAGGAGAAGACCAUCACUGUCAAGGCUGAUGACGGCAUCCGUGAGGGCAUGACCGCCGAGUCCCUCGGCAAGAUCCGUCCUGCCUUCGCCAAGGACGGUUCCAUCCACGCCGGUAACGCUUCUCAGAUCUCCGAUGGCGCUGCUGCCGUCCUGCUCAUGAAGCGCUCUACUGCCGAGCGUCUGGGCCAGAAGAUCAUCGGCAAGUACGUGACCGCCAGUGUCGUCGGUGUCAAGCCUCUGCUUAUGGGCAUUGGUCCCUGGGCUGCCAUUCCUGUUGCUCUUGAGAAGGCCGGCAUCGCCAAGGACGAGGUUGACAUCUACGAGAUCAACGAGGCCUUCGCCUCCCAGUGCAUCAACCCCAAAGGUGGUGCCAUUGCGUUUGGUCACCCUCUGGGCUGUACCGGCUCUCGUCAAGUCAGCACCCUUCUGACUGAGCUCAAGCGCACCGACAAGAAGAUCGGUGUCACCAGCAUGUGCGUCGGUACCGGUAUGGGUAUGGCUGCCGUGUGGGUUGCUGAGUAG
This is a messenger RNA of Penicillium oxalicum, 1221 nucleotides long. Its product is annotated as 3-ketoacyl-coA thiolase peroxisomal A precursor. Bases 1 to 1221 code for a protein of 406 amino acids. Gene Ontology annotation, cellular component: peroxisome. The record is from RefSeq and is a predicted model, not a curated record. Gene Ontology annotation, molecular function: acetyl-CoA C-acyltransferase activity. The transcript is spliced from 4 exons. Lineage: Eukaryota; Fungi; Ascomycota; Eurotiomycetes; Eurotiales; Aspergillaceae. Gene Ontology annotation, biological process: fatty acid beta-oxidation; phenylacetate catabolic process.